Messenger RNA from Propithecus coquereli (Coquerel's sifaka), 1663 nucleotides. It is a transcript of the gene PIGM, whose product is annotated as phosphatidylinositol glycan anchor biosynthesis, class M. Gene Ontology annotation, cellular component: glycosylphosphatidylinositol-mannosyltransferase I complex; membrane. NCBI's taxonomy places the organism in Eukaryota, Metazoa, Chordata, Mammalia, Primates, Indriidae. The transcript has a single exon. Gene Ontology annotation, molecular function: alpha-1,4-mannosyltransferase activity; GPI mannosyltransferase activity. Bases 162 to 1433 code for a protein of 423 amino acids. The record is from RefSeq and is a predicted model, not a curated record. Gene Ontology annotation, biological process: GPI anchor biosynthetic process.
ACCGGAAGCAGUGGGGGGCGGGGCUUCAUGCCGGAAGUGAUGGUUUUGCAGUUGUUCUGUUGGCAUUCCGGCGGCGGGAGAUGUGCUGCCAGCCUGAGGCGAAGAACCGAAGCGCUGGUUAGUUUGGAGCUAGGGCUGAGUGCCUGUCGCGCAGUGAGAUCAUGAGCUCGACCAAACACUGGGGAGAAUGGUUCCUGAACCUGCGGGUGCCCCCCGCCGGAGUAUUUGCUGUGGCCUUUCUUGCCCGAGUUGCCCUGGUUUUCUAUGGGGUCUUCCAGGACCGGACCCUGCUCGUGAGGUAUACAGACAUCGACUACCAGGUCUUCACGGACGCCGCGCGCUUCAUCACCGAAGGGCGCUCCCCUUAUCUGAGGGUGACUUACCGUUACACUCCACUGCUGGGUUGGCUCCUCACUCCCAACAUCUACCUCAACGAACUCUUUGGAAAGUUUCUCUUCAUCAGCUGCGACCUCUUCACCGCUUUCCUCUUAUACCGCCUGCUGCUUCUGAAGGGGCUGGGGCGCCGCCAGGCUUGUGGCUACUGUGUCUUUUGGCUUCUUAACCCCCUACCUAUGGCAGUAUCCAGCCGAGGCAAUGCGGACUCGAUCGUCGCUUCCCUGGUCCUUAUGGUCCUGUACUUAAUAAAGAAGAGACUGGUCGCGUGUGCAGCUGUAUUCUAUGGUUUCGCGGUGCAUAUGAAGAUGUAUCCGGUGACCUAUAUCCUUCCUAUAGCCCUCCAUCUGCUUCCAGAACGCGACAAUGACGAAGACCUCCGUCAAUCCCGGUAUUCUUUCCAGGCUCGUUUGUAUGAAUUCUUGAAGAGGCUGUGUAAUCGGUCUGUGUUGCUCUUUGUAGCAGUUGCUGGACUUACAUUUUUCGCCCUGAGCUUUGGUUUUUACUAUAAAUAUGGUUGGGAAUUUUUGGAGCACACCUACUUUUACCACCUGACUAGGCGGGAUAUCCGUCACAACUUUUCUCCGUACUUCUACAUGCUGUAUUUGACUGCAGAGAGCAAGUGGAGUUUUUCCCUGGGAAUUGCUGCAUUCCUGCCACAGUUCAUCUUGCUUUCAGCAGUGUCUUUCGCCUAUCACAGAGACCUUGUCUUUUGUUGUUUUCUUCAUACAUCCAUUUUUGUGACUUUUAACAAAGUCUGCACCUCCCAGUACUUUCUUUGGUACCUCUGCCUACUGCCUCUUGUGAUGCCUCUAGUAAGAAUGCAUUGGAAAAGAGCUGUAGUUCUCCUAAUGUUAUGGUUUAUAGGGCAGGCCUUAUGGCUGGCUCCUGCAUAUGUUCUUGAGUUUCAAGGAAAGAACACCUUUCUGUUUAUUUGGUUAGCUGGUUUAUUCUUCCUUCUUAUCAACUGUUCCAUCCUGAUUCAAAUUAUUUCCCAUUACAAGGAGGAACUCCUGACAGAGAGAAUCAAAUAUGAGUAAUGUAUGUUCCAUAUCUUUUACAUUCUGAUCUGUAUGGACCAGAGGAGAGCUUUGGAAAAUUUUUUCUGAACAUUCUAAAGAUUCUAGUGAAAGUUCUCGUGUUCCAACAGAAGUUAAAACCAACGGUUGCCUUUUAUAUAAAAGUGACACAAUAAUUGAGGUUCACCCUCUCAGGACUCAUUUAUGUGGGACAUGAUGGGAAGAAAAAGUUACUUGUUUGAAAUUGGAAA